AUGAAGAGAUAUAGGCAAAAUGAGAUCAGACUAAAAGAAAGUUUUUCAGGUGAAUCAUCAGAAAUUAAAAAAGCGUCAAUAUUAAUGCCAGUGUAACCUAUAUUUAGAAUUAAAAAACACACAUCAGCUUCGUUAAAACACAGAAUCUCUCAAAAUCCUGUAUGCAAAACAAACAGACUUGAAAUGGAUUCUCCAAAAUAUUAUACCAACAAACUAAGAAUACUUAAUAAAUUUGAAAAAGAGGAUCAAAAGUUGCAAGUCACAGGCCAAGGAAAAUUAUAUUUCCCUCAUGCCCUAACUCAUGACUAUAUUUCAUCCAAUAAUUAAAAUAUGGAGUCUCCACCUAGCAUGGCCUCCGGCCAUGCAACUUCCGAGCACAUAUUUUAAUUAUAUCCGGCAAGGUUUUACCAAUCCUGAAAUGGACGGCAAUACUAGGUAAGCUAUUCUUGACGUUUCAGAGUCUAGCCCUUAGUCCGAAUUCGGAAUUGGGUUUUACCUCGAAGGAAAGGAAGGUACAGAUUUGGAAAGGGCAAGCCCAGCAAGGUCUACAGGGAAUACCUAGACCAAUCGGGCAACUGCCUAGCGUGAAACUGGGAGUUACGCCCCAGGAUCCGGACUUUUCCUUUUUGCCGAGAGGUUCAUCAGAAAUUUCAUUUUUUGGAAUUUUUGAAUGGCCAACUUCGUACUCUCACAGCCUCAAGCAAGGCCACACAAGUCCAUAGACUGCCCACUCAAAACUGGAGCCGCAAGGCAAGGAGGAGACCCUGGCUGGCCCUUGUUGUAGGCCCGUCGCAAAACAGUUGAAUCUCUCCUAGGAGAUCCUUGGUGAUUGCGUUAAAAUUAUGGCACUCUGCCUUUCUGCUAAUUAAGAUUAAGAUUAAGACUAUAUUUCAUCCAGAAAAAUUACUUAUGAACGACUCCAUAAAAUGAACACAGAGCCUCCCAAAGUUCCUAAAAUCCUCAAUAAAUCCAAACAAAGGGAUUAUUCAAAAAGUACAAGCCCUAUUCAGCCAGAGGCUUAUAAAAUUAAUUUAAUCAUGCCAAAAUAUAAGCUGAAUAGCGAAAGGAGAAGGAGAGAAAAUUCUAAUAAAACCCCCACACUGCCUCCGAUAAUGAAAUCGAAAUCUGAUUAUUCACCUGCAAGAGUCAAUACAGAAGAAAUUAGUAUCCUCUCUCUAAAGGAGCUUUGAAAAAAUAAAUUAAAUAAUUUCCAAUAAAAUAAUAUUGCCAAAUUUAGUAAUAUAGUAUAAAAAUGAAAAUUCGUGCACAAACUUCGAGGAAGAAAAACUUGACGCUACUCCCGAGCCAAGUGAUUUGACUAAGUUUGAUUCUCCAGCAGCUGUUUGAAAAAUAAUUGAGCCACAUUCAGGUGAAUCUUGGGGGUCUGAGCUUUCGAUUAAAUAUUCAAGUAGUAUUGUUGGCCUAUCAUCAACCCAUAGACAGCUAUCACGUGAAGAAAUGCUAGAAGAGAUGCUUUUAACAUCAUGCGUUGCCAAAUAUCACGAAUUCAAGUUCAAAGUGAUUUCAAAAGAUCCUCUAUAUGAAGGUGUUAAUGGAAUUAUAAGAAGUUGGAAGGCAGGAGAUUGCAUUGGAAAUGGAAAUUUUGGAUGUGUUUUAAAAGCAUUUGAUAAUGAAACUGGAGAAUUAUUCGCCGUCAAAAGAAUUUUUUUUAACCCGGAAAAUACACCGCAAGCACAGUUUAUAAACGCGUAUAAAAACGAAAUAAAUAUUUUGAAAGAUCUUGACCAUAAGCAUAUUGUAAGAUAUUAUGGAAGUGAAGCAGUCGCUGACAGCUUUUGCAUUUACUUAGAGUAUUUGCCUGGCGGAAGUAUUUCAAGCUUAUUGUUCAAUGUUGGAGCUCUUCCAGAAUCAACUGUGAAGGUUUAUACGAAGCAGAUCUUAAAAGGUUUAAUUUAUUUGCAUGACAACAAUGUAAUUCAUAGAGAUAUAAAGGGAGCAAAUCUAUUGCUAGAUUCAAGAGGUAAAAUUAGAUUAAGCGAUUUUGGAUGUUCCGUGAAAUAUGAUAACAGCGACGAAUCAGGCUUGGUUAAUUCAUUAAAAGGUAGCUUACCAUGAAUGGCUCCUGAGGUAGUAAGACAAAAUGGAUACGGAAGAAAGGCAGAUAUUUGAAGCCUUGGGUGCGUCUUAAUCGAAAUGCUGACAGCAAAGCAGCCCUGGCCUCAGAUGGAAAAUCAUGUCUUGUUAAUGCUUAAAAUUGCUACAUCUAACGAUAUACCUGAAAUACCUCAAGACAUAUCUAAUGAUGCUAAAAGUUUUAUAUCUUUGUGUCUACAGAGAGAUCCUGAGAUGCGAAAAUCUGCUAAAGAGUUAAGAAAUCAUCCAUUUGUCAGUAAAUUAUAUAUAAAUUAA
Messenger RNA from Blepharisma stoltei, 2370 nucleotides. NCBI's taxonomy places the organism in Eukaryota, Ciliophora, Heterotrichea, Heterotrichida, Blepharismidae. The record is from the annotation of a GenBank genome assembly.